Molecule: messenger RNA, 695 nt
Organism: Hibiscus syriacus
Lineage: Eukaryota; Viridiplantae; Streptophyta; Magnoliopsida; Malvales; Malvaceae
Product: leucine-rich repeat receptor-like serine/threonine-protein kinase BAM2
Exons: 1
Coding region: 18-695 (225 amino acids)
Molecular function (GO): protein binding
Source: RefSeq, a predicted model, not a curated record
UACCCACACCCAACCUUAUGGAAAAAACUCCCUUCCUCCCUCCUCUUAUGUUUCUGCUGCUAUUUGCAACCUUUAGUGCUACUUUCUCUGCCAACAUCACCACUGAUCAAUCUACCCUUUUAGCCUUAAAAUCCCAUAUCACGCACGAUCCGCACAAUCUUCUAGCAACCAACUGGUCCACUUCUACCUCUCUUUGUGAUUGGAUUGGUGUCACCUGUGGAUCCAGACACCACAGAGUCACUGCUCUGAAUUUGUCAAGCAUGGAUCUUACAGGCACCAUCCCAUCUCAAUUGGGAAAUUUAUCUUUCCUCGCCUCCCUCAGCAUUUGUCAUAAUAGUUUCCAUGGCUCUUUACCUAUUGAGUUAACUAAUUUGCAUCGUCUGAAAUAUUUGAACUUUGGUAACAACAGCUUCAGUGGAGAAAUCCCAUCAUGGUUUGGUUCUUUUGCUAAACUUCAAGGCUUGUUUUUGUACAUGAACAACUUCACUGGUGUUAUCCCGUCCACUCUUGGAAAUUUGUCAAAACUUGGAAAGUUGAGCUUGUUUAACAACAGCCUCCAAGGGCAAAUCCCCAUGACUCUGGGAAACCUUUCAAACUUGGAAUGGUUAUAUCUGGAAGAUAAUUCUCUUUCAGGUCCCAUACUUUUCUCAACCAUAACUUUAUUUUCACUAUUAAAAAGUUUAUUUUAUAACUGA